Molecule: messenger RNA, 4135 nt
Organism: Monodelphis domestica (gray short-tailed opossum)
Lineage: Eukaryota; Metazoa; Chordata; Mammalia; Didelphimorphia; Didelphidae
Gene: PI4K2A
Product: phosphatidylinositol 4-kinase type 2 alpha
Biological process (GO): Golgi organization; phosphatidylinositol phosphate biosynthetic process; endosome organization
Cellular component (GO): trans-Golgi network; lysosomal membrane; plasma membrane
Molecular function (GO): 1-phosphatidylinositol 4-kinase activity
Source: RefSeq, a predicted model, not a curated record
GGGGAGUGACGCCGAUUGGUCCGGACCCAAGGCUUCGCUGAGCCGAGCGCGUCCGGGAGCCGGCCGCCUCAGGGAUGGACGAAACGAGCCCCCUGGUGUCUCCCGAGCGGGCUCACCCCCCGGACUACACGUUCCCGUCGGGCCCGGGCCCAGGCGCUCACUUCCCUCAGGUGCCUGGAGCCGUGGUGCGGGUGGUGCCGCCGUCCGGCCUGGGGCCGUCGCCACCGGGCUCCCCUGGCCGGGACCGGGAGCGGCAGCCUCUGCUGGAGCGGUGCCCGGGCGGGGCGCGGGCCGCGGCGGUCCAGGCGCAGGCCCAGGCUGUGGCGGCCCAAGCUCAGGCCCUGGCGGCCCAGGCCCACGCGGCGGCGCAGGCGGCGCAGGCCCAGCGGGAGCGGAACGAGUUCCCAGACGACCCCGAGUUCGCCGAAGUAGUGCGGCUGGCCGAGCUGGCGAGCGAGCGCGGCAUCUACCCCGAGCGCAUCUACCAGGGCUCCAGCGGCAGCUACUUCGUCAAGGACCCCCAGGGGAAAAUCAUUGGUGUCUUCAAACCCAAGAAUGAAGAGCCAUAUGGACACCUUAACCCCAAGUGGACCAAGUGGUUACAGAAGUUGUGCUGUCCCUGCUGCUUUGGCCGUGAUUGUCUUGUCCUCAAUCAGGGUUAUCUCUCAGAGGCAGGAGCCAGUUUGGUGGACCAAAAGCUGGAACUCAAUAUUGUACCUCGUACCAAGGUAGUAUAUCUGGCCAGCGAGACCUUCAACUACAGUGCCAUUGACCGAGUGAAGUCUAGGGGGAAGCGACUCGCCUUAGAGAAAGUGCCAAAAGUCGGGCAGCGAUUUAACCGCAUCGGACUGCCACCCAAGGUUGGUUCAUUCCAACUCUUUGUUGAGGGCUACAAGGAUGCUGACUAUUGGCUACGACGGUUUGAAGCAGAUUCGCUGCCUGAGAACACUAAUCGGCAGCUACUAUUGCAGUUUGAGCGGUUGGUGGUCCUAGAUUACAUCAUCCGAAACACUGAUAGAGGCAAUGACAAUUGGCUGAUCAAAUAUGAUUGUCCGAUGGAUAAUUCCAGCUACCGGGACACAGACUGGGUAGUGGUGAAGGAGCCUAUUAUCAAACUGGCUGCCAUAGACAAUGGGCUGGCUUUCCCUCUGAAGCAUCCUGACUCCUGGAGGGCAUAUCCUUUUUAUUGGGCUUGGUUGCCCCAAGCCAAAAUUCCAUUUUCCCAGGAAAUCAAAGACCUGAUCCUUCCAAAGAUAUCUGACCCUAACUUCAUCAAGGACCUGGAAGAGGACCUGUAUGAGCUCUUCAAGAAAGAUCCUGGCUUUGACAGGGGUCAGUUUCACAAGCAAAUUGCUGUCAUGCGGGGACAGAUCUUGAAUCUAACUCAGGCCCUGAAAGACAAUAAGAGCCCCCUCCACCUAGUCCAGAUGCCACCUGUGAUUGUGGAGACAGCCCGGUCCCACCAGCGGUGUGCCAGCGAGUCUUACACACAGAGCUUUCAGAGCCGGAAACCCUUCUUCUCCUGGUGGUAGCCCUGCAGGCACUUGGGUGCUGUCUCAGACUUGGGGACUGGGAGGGAGCCUGGGGAGCAGCUUUUGAGAUAAGCCAGCAAAGCAGGUGGAGUCAUAUACUUGAGAGCCCUUCCCCUCUCGUAGAGCCAAAGAGCUUUGCAAAAUAUGGGGAGAACCACCACCAGACAUACUGGGGCAGUCUUAGGCCCUGGUAUUGCCUUUUAUAUUCUGGGUAAGGUCAGAAUUCUACAGGAGAAUGGGAGAGGCGCUAGGGAAGGAGCACCUCAUUUAAUUUUUUGUUCAGCUGCAGGUUUUGAAAUGUACCAUUGCAGACACCCUACUAUUGCAGUACCCUAUCACUUGUUUUAUUUUGCAUCAGGAAACAAAGAAAUCCACAAACUCUUAGCAGCAAAAUCCUGGCCUGAACAUUAUCCUUGAAAAACAUCACAACAUGAUACCAGUUCAGAAAUGAUCUUGUAUGAAUUCAUGAGCCUAGACGCUCUGUCCCCAUGUCCAUGGGGGUGAGAGAUUGUAUGCCAGUGCGUCAAAGUGGAUAAUACUUCUGAGACCUUGAGCUGAAAAUUUUUACCUUUCAUUUUAAUUUUUACUUGGUCUUCUCUUUUCCACCAGACCCCACUAGAAAGUCCCCUCUGCUCCCUUUCCAUCUCACCAGUGGGAUAAAAUCUGCUUCCAAAUCUGACAAAUUUGUACUUUUACUUUUACAAAGUCUAUUUUAACUCUAGUCCCUUCAGUGGCUUUGUCUAAGCUCGUGUAGGCCCUGCUAGCACUCAGCUCCUGCUCAGGCAUGCUGUGCAGCUGUGGUUAGACUUGCCCUUUGAAUCGGGAGGCAUAUUCCCAGCAUACGGCUUUCCACAUGGACUCAUGUGCUUUCUGGGAGCUGUAGUUGAACUUGCCUGUGUGGUCUGCUUAAACCCUGGACCUUGCUUUGACUGGUCUGUCACCUUCUCCAUACUUCUGUCUCAUCCCCAUUUUCCCAAGUGCUUGGCCCUAGCAAUUAGGCUUUCCUUCCCUCAGCUUCAGUUUCAGUCCAGAUUUGUUCUUAGACUUUUAAGUUCUUUCCCAGCUCUUUUCUCAGAGGAAUCCUUGAGAAAGAUUUAUAUUCCGCCAUUUAUCCCACCUCACCUACGUUUCAUGCUUGGCCUUGGCUGUUAGCAGCAUACAUGCUUAGGCUCCUGUUUUUAUAGACUGCUAGUGCUUGGCCCACCCUACUGCCUGCUUCUGUUGUCCCUUCCUGAGGGAGAAGGUAUGGAGGUACAAGAAACAAAAUAUGAAUUUUAUUUUAAAUCUUCAUUGUUUUCAUUAUGUGACGUGCUUUUCAGGGUGGGAAGAUGGGAAGUCAGUGUUGGUAACAUUCUUGCCUUCCAUUUCUUUCCCUCUAUGAAGCAGUUCUCCCCAUGCUUUUUAAGGAAGCAGGCCCCAAAGGAAGGAGUCCUUUACUGUCUACCCCAAUUCCCCUAUCCUGCUAUUUCCCCAACUGCAGUCCCUGCCCAGGCCUAGAUUCCCUUCCGGGCAAAGGCUCUUUGAUGGUGGAGCAGAGUGGAGUAGAGAUAGCCGUGCACCAGUUUACUUUUUUUUUUCCGAGGAUGGCACACCAUACUACUAGAACCAUGAGGCUUCGGUACCCUCCCUGUGACGAAUGGCUGAAUUAGCCUGGCAAAGAAACUAUCUCGAUGGUUUAACCAGUAACCAAAGAAGAGAGUGCUCUCAGCCUGUCCAGUUUCUUCUUCCUCAGAGGCAAGGCAGUGGUGGAGCUCACCUCUCUUCUCCUUGGCUUCUGUGUUCUAGGAAGAACCAAUCUGCCAUAGGAUGUUUGCUCUCUGUUAGGAAGAGUAUGUAAGUCCACUCUGCAUGACCCCAAGGACAAGGACAACCUAGCUCUCUAGCACUGACAAUCCCAAUCGGCGAUCCUGUCCUGAUUCUCAGGCUGGAUGACAUGCAUUUGAAAAUAAGUGACCUACGCUGCAGAGGCAGGUGAUUCCCAUAGAGACUAGAGGUCUCUAUUACUGACUUGCCCAAUUCUGUGGAAACUAGAACCAAGCUCCAAACUCCCUGUAAGUACAAAGGCCUUUUGGAGGAAAGUGAGCUUUGCUUAUGGUGUGUAUAUGUUUAUAGAUACACAUGUAUAUGUAAAGUUCCCUCCCCACCCACACCUGCUCUUCCCCCCACUCCUCCCCAAGGAUGGGGAGAGCCUUUGAAGUUUUCAGAUGGGGACGGUUAAAUCCUUACAUUGUUUCUCCUGUUUAAGAUUAGCAGAGGAUCAGAAGGAAAGUGAGCCUGGGGAAGGAGUUAGUUCCUGUCCCUUAGCAGUGAUAUGAAUGUAGGGUCUCUUCCCAGCCCCUAAUGAUUAUGUCUUGGAGGCUGGAUUCAGGUUGCCCUGAAUAGACUGGAAGGAACCAGAGAUAAAGCAGGAGACUUCUGAACAGCAUGGAGCAAACUCACUCUUUUUUGCUGGCAAGGGGCUUCCCCCCAGCACUGAGGAAAGAAAUGGAGUCCUGGUUACUGUGAUUGCUGCUGCCCCCAUGUAUUGUUCUAAUGCACUGUAGAAACUGUAUGUAAUGUAUUUAUAACAAUGCAAAUGUACAAAUAACAUGAAUUCAAUUCCA